AAACAAUAACGUUUGAUUAUAAAAAUUAAUGGUGUUUUUGACACCUAUUGGCGAGUAGUCGAACUGUCAACUGUCACAAAGUCUAUUUUGUGUAGUCAACAUAACCUCACUAUUCGUACAAUUUAAACAAUGACCGAAAGCAGGAUAUUCGACUUACUUUUAAAAGACGAUUUAAAUAACCCCACUGAUUGUACGUUGGCCAAAUUAAAUAAGCAACAUGUAGAUAUAAUUUCCAAAAAGUUCACGGACGUUAUUUACAAUUCUUUAAAGCAAAACUCCCAAAAUAACUCAAAUAGAGGUUUAAUAUUGCAAUACAUUAACAAUGUUUGUGGAACAAAUGAGGCGCACUUACACGAGGAAAGUUACAGUUUUGCCUUGAACAAAGUUUUAAACCAAGUCAAAAAUGAUGAGCUGCAACAUAUUUUAAAACAAGCCCAAGAUGAAUUAAAUGGGCUGAAAUGUAACGAUUUGGCUUUGCAAAUUUUAAAACACAAUAAAAGGAAAAAUUGUCCACAAAUUAAGAAAAAAAUUGAGUUUAUCAAAAAGUGGGAUCAGGAACAAAUAGAUUCACACUUUAAAAGGCACAUUUCAAUACAAAGAAACUCAAAUUAUUAUGAAACAAGUGCUGAACUAGUGAGUUCUUUAUUAGGGCAACCAAAAACUGAUUCUGUUGCAAGGGAUAAUAUUAAGGAUAAGGAUUUUAGAAUGGAGCAAAUAAAAAGGGCUUAUUCAAUACUAAAUUUGCACAAUAAACCUGAAACACUAAUGGGGAUAUUAGACACAUUAAAACAAUAUAAAACUUUAGAAUCAUUUGAAAUUGAGUUUAUUUAUUGCUUAUUUAACACCUCUGAUAGGACAAAAAUCAUCAAGUACAUAAUAGAAAACUUUCCCUUCACAUAUGAGAAGGUGGUGCUAAGGCUGUGUACAAAAAUAAUCAAGUGUGAGGAUGAACAACAAGUAGAGGAUUGCUUUGGGGCUAUUUUAAAGGAUGCGUCGUUCACACAUCUGAGAAAUCUAUGUCUAGAGAAUGUUGAACUUAAAUGUAGAAUUAGGUGUCUAAUUUAUGAAUUGUACAGUCAUAGUUUUUGUAAUAAGAAUUUAAUACAGUUUUGUAAUUUAUUUAAUUGAAUAAAAAUUUCGUGAUAAUAUUUUGUGUGUCAUUUAAUUAUAACAAAGUGCAUACUCUUAUAAAUGCUAAUCAAUAUUAAAUUUACACAAUAAUUAAUUAAUUAACGCCUAAUAUACAUUAGAUUUUAAUGAGUAAAAGAAAACAAACAAAAAUAUUGUUGCUAGGCUCCCACUACAUAUUUUUGAUACUCUGACUUAGAAGGCUUGGAAAUCCCCUGUGAACUGGAUUUUCGUGGUGUAUAAAACAAAUGAAGAAAAAACUUUAGGUCGUCAAGACAACUAAAAAUAGAUAUUAGUUAUAAAUCCACAGA
Aethina tumida (small hive beetle) is the source of this 1439-nucleotide messenger RNA. RefSeq lists its product as uncharacterized. The transcript is spliced from 4 exons. Bases 130 to 1128 code for a protein of 332 amino acids. The record is from RefSeq and is a predicted model, not a curated record. NCBI's taxonomy places the organism in Eukaryota, Metazoa, Arthropoda, Insecta, Coleoptera, Nitidulidae.